CCACCACCAUCCGCACCAUCAUCCCCAGCAGCAGCAGUCGCACCACCACCACCAUUAUUAUUUCUACAACCACAGCCACAACCACCACCACCACCACCAUCACCAGCAGCCUCACCAAUACCUGCAGCAUGGAGCCGAGGGCAGUCCCAAGGCCCAGCCAAAGCCGCUGAAACAUGAGCAGAAACACGCCCUCCAGCAGCACCAGGAAACGCCGAAGAAGAAAACAGGCUAUAGUGAACUAAAUGGUAAUGCUGGAGAAAGAGAAAUAUCUUCAAAGAGCCUGGGUUCUGAUGAAGUUACCAACCCUAUUUCAAGGGUCCUCAAUGGCAACCAGCAAGUUGUAGACACUAGCCUGAAGCAGACUGUAAAGACCAGCACCUUUGGGAAAGCAGGAAUUAAAACCAAGAAUUUUAUUCAGAAAAACAGUAUGGACAAAAAGAAUGGGAAGUCUUAUGAAAGUAAAUCUGGAGAGAACCAGUCUGUAGAUAAGACUGAUUCUGUAUCAAUUCCAAAUGGUGUCGUGACAAAUAAUUCUAGCUAUAUUACUAAUGGUUAUAUAGGCAAAGGAGCAGAUAAUGAUGGUAGUGGAUCUGAGAGUGGAUAUACCACUCCUAAAAAGAGGAAAGCUAGGCGCAAUAGUACUAAGGGUUGUGAAAACCUUAAUUUAGUGCAGGACAAAAUAAUGCCACAAGAGACCAGUGUCCCAACCUUAAAACAGGGACUUGAAACUUUCAAGCCUGACUACAGUGAAAAGGGAAACCGAGUAGAUGGUUCAAAGCCUAUUUGGAAGUAUGAAACUGGUCCUGGAGGAACAAGUCGAGGAAAAUCUGCUAUGGGUGAUAUGCUUCGGAAAAGUUCGGAUAUUAAACCUGGUGUGAGCAGCAAAAAGUUUGAUGAUCGGCCCAAAGGAAAACAUGCUUCAGCUGUUUCCUCCAAAGAGGACUCGUGGACCCUAUUUAAACCACCUCCAGUUUUUCCAGUGGACAAUAGCAGUGCUAAAAUAGUUCCUAAAAUAAGUUAUGCAAGCAAAGUUAAGGAAAACCUCAACAAAACUAUACAGAACUCUUCUGUGUCACCAUCUUCAUCUUCAUCCUCUUCAUCAUCUACUGGAGAAACUCAGACCCAAUCUUCAAGUCGGUUAACCCAGGUCCCUAUGUCAGCGCUGAAAUCUGUUACUUCUGCCAACUUCUCUAAUGGGCCUGUUUUAGCAGGGACUGAUGCAAGUGUGUAUCCUCCGGGGGGUCAGCCACUGCUAACUACUGCUGCUAGUACUCUGACACCUAUCUCAUCUGGGGCUGAUUCAGUUCUUCAGGACAUGAGUUUAACUUCAGCAGCUGUUGAACAAAUUAAGUCUAGCCUUUUUAUCUACCCUUCAAAUAUGCAAACUGUGCUUUUAAGCACAGCACAAGUGGAUCUGCCCUCUCAAACAGAUCAGCAGAAUCUGGGAGAUAUCUUCCAGAAUCAGUGGGGUUUAUCAUUCAUAAAUGAACCCAGUGCUGGCCCUGAGACUGUUAUUGGAAAGUCAUCAGAUCAUAAAGUGAUGGAGGUGACAUUUCAAGGAGAAUAUCCUGCCACUUUGGUUUCACAGGGUGCUGAAAUAAUCCCCUCAGGAACUGAGCAUCCUGUGUUUCCCAAGGCUUAUGAGCUGGAGAAACGGACUAGUCCUCAAGUUCUGGGUAGCAUUCUAAAAUCUGGGACUACUGGUGAAAGUGGAGCCUUAUCCUUGGAACCCAGUCAUAUAGGUGACCUGCAGAAAGCAGACACCAAUAGUCAAGGUGCUUUAGUGUUUCUCUCAAAGGACUACGAGAUAGAAAAUCAAAAUCCUCUGGUCUCUCCUACGAACACUUUGUUAGGCUCCGCCAAAGAACAGAGAUACCAGAGAGGCCUAGAAAGGAACGAUAGCUGGGGUUCUUUUGACCUGAGGGCUGCUAUUGUAUAUCACACUAAAG
This is a messenger RNA of Tupaia belangeri chinensis (Chinese tree shrew), 1949 nucleotides long. Its product is annotated as nuclear FMR1 interacting protein 2. Gene Ontology annotation, molecular function: RNA binding. Gene Ontology annotation, cellular component: nucleoplasm; cytoplasmic stress granule. NCBI's taxonomy places the organism in Eukaryota, Metazoa, Chordata, Mammalia, Scandentia, Tupaiidae. The record is from RefSeq and is a predicted model, not a curated record.